CCACACCAUUUAUAUCAGCUCUUUAAGUGCCUAGUCUCUCUCUCUCUCUCUAUCUCUGCAUCUGACUUGCAGUUCCUUAUUUUUAGUACAGACAAAAUUGUGUUAAAACUCUACCAGUCUAUAAUCUCAAAAUUCAACCAGUAGACCUGCUUAUAUUGACACUGGCCUUAAAAUAGCUUCUGGGGAUGCUUCAUUGGGGCUUGGAUUUAAUAUUUUGUAGCAGCAGAUGAGACAGUUAUUGGUAUCAUCACUUGGUUCAAGUCUAAAGCUUCAAUCUUGCUGAGUCUCUCUCAGUUUUUUCAUCCAGAAAACAUGAACUUGGUUCUCCUUAAAAUCAAUGAAAGCACCUUUAUUUCUCCAACCCAGCAACCAUAUUUUCUUUCUCAGCCACCACCGCAACCAAAUCUUGAUACCGAUGGUUUCAACUUGAACACCAAGGUUAGUCCUAGUCUAUUGCUUAUCAUUAUUAUUCUAGCUAUUAUUUUCUUUGUUUCUGGUUUGCUUCACCUCCUAGUGAGAUUUCUUUUAAGACCACGUAAUAGAGAGUACCCUGAUGACUUAGAGAGUGUGACUGCUCUUCAAGGCCAAUUGCAGCAACUCUUUCACCUUCACGAUGCUGGUGUUGACCAGACAUUUAUAGAUGCUCUCCCUGUGUUCCAAUACAAAGCCAUUAUUGGAUUGAAGAACCCUUUUGACUGUGCUGUUUGUUUGUGUGAAUUUGAGCCUGAAGAUCAGCUAAGAUUGUUGCCAAAAUGUAGUCAUGCCUUUCACAUAGAGUGUAUAGACACAUGGCUGUUGUCUCACUCCACUUGCCCUCUCUGUAGAGCAUGCUUGCUUUCUGAUUUCUCUCCAAACAAUACCCGCUCUCCCUUUGUUCUUGUUCUUGAAUCUGGAAGUGAGAGCUCAAGAGAGCUUGUUAAUAACAGAGAGGCUAAUGUUGGCAGAACCAGUUCAGUUUUGACUACACAUUCCAAUCUGGGUUGUCAUGGAGACAUUGAUUUGGGAUCAUCGCGUUUGGAUAUUUCACAUAAGUCAAGUGAAAGUUUGACAAAAGAUGAUUCUGUCCCCAAAAUAGUAGUAGAUUCAGGGGAGAAGGUUGUUCCUGUUAAGCUAGGGAAGUACAGGAAUGUGGAUGUUGGUGAAGGGAGUAGCACAAGUAAUAUUGAUUCAAGAAGGUGCUAUUCUAUGGGGUCGUUUGAGUAUGUAUUGGAUGAGAAUUCUUCAUUGCAAGUACCUAUAACGACUCCAAUGAAGAAACAGUCAAGCAAGAAGACGACUUUGCCUUUAACACCUGGUCACAAGCUAGCAAUGUCUGAAUGUGAUUGUGAAUCAAGAAGAGAAUUUGAUGGCUUUGAAGGUCUUAAGAGUGUUGAAGUUCAUGGGAGUGCUAGUAUUGUUGCUAGCAGUGGCAAAACCAUUGGUAGAAGCGAGAAAGAGAGCUUUUCUAGAUCAAAGAUAUGGCUCAGAGGGAAAAAGGAGAAGCAGAGUUCAACUGGGGAAUCUUCAAGAAGGGCCUUUUCCUUUCGAUUUCCAGUGAAUAAAAAUGUUGUUGCUGAUGAUGAUUUGAAGAUGAGGAAGGGGGAUAGUGAUGUGAGAAGGACUAAUUCUGAAAUAAGCUUUGGCAGGUGGGAAAAUGGAGGUGGUCAAUCGGGUGGUAAUGUGCUGAAUCAGAGUUGUCAUAGAUUGGAAUUGCAAGAAAAAACGCCUUCAUUUGCAAGGAGGACUCUGCUUUGGCUUGUGGGGAGACAAAACAAGGUUGUUCACUCAUCCUUUACACCUAAUGUCUAGCAUUCUUUUGUCAACUUUUCCUGGAUACUUUUUCCUGGGAAAGUAAUCUUCUUUUUCUUCAUUGUGCAAGGCAUAAUUGGAAUAUCUGUAGCUCGAAAAAGAAAGAAGCAAUUAUCCAAAAAUACAAAAUUGAUGCAAUUACACUGCA
Populus nigra (black poplar) is the source of this 1936-nucleotide messenger RNA. RefSeq names its product RING-H2 finger protein ATL13-like. The transcript has a single exon. The record is from RefSeq and is a predicted model, not a curated record. Bases 313 to 1788 code for a protein of 491 amino acids. NCBI's taxonomy places the organism in Eukaryota, Viridiplantae, Streptophyta, Magnoliopsida, Malpighiales, Salicaceae.